GCGCGCAAAGGCGGUUUCAAAGGUCAGAGCCCCACUAAGAACCAGAUUGCUGCGACGCUCGCGACUCCGCAGGCUCUAAACCACCAGUCACAAGCAUGAUCUCCCUCGCAACGCUUCUCGCGAGCGCCACGGUCGCCGCCGCGGCCAAAAAAGUCGAGGACGUGCCGGCGCCGGGCAUCGUCGACACGAUUCUCGGCUUCGUGCCGUCGUGGCUCGGCGGGCCUGUCGCGCAGGUCUUCGACAAGGGCGUCGAGACGCUCGGCUGUGUCCUUGGCUGGAUAACCGCGGGGCCGCAGGUCGUCGCCAACGUGGUCGCCUGUGCGGGAAAUCAACGCGACGAGAGAUCCGCACCGUUACGCCGUCGACGCAGGUGAUCACGUGGGGCGCCGACACGGCCAUGUCCCUCCCGGCGACGGCGCGCGACGUCGCGACGGGCGACGCCGGCACGCUCGACACGCUCGCGGACUUGGCUGUCACGAUCGGGUCGAUCGUAGCGUGCGGUGUCACGACGUCGUCACGUCGAAGCGCCACGCCAAUGCCUUCCACGCAGGUCUUCGUGGUCUACGUGGUCCUCACGGCGAUCAACCUCUUCCUGUCCACGCUCGAGUCCGUCCGCGACUACCUCGCCAAGCAAGGCCUGCUCACGCUGCCGCGCGUGCCGGCCAAGGUACCGCUCGUCGGCGUCGAGGUCCCCGAGGGCGUACGUGGUGUCCUAAACACGCCCAUCGACCUCGCGCAGAAGUACCUCGUCGACCCGAUCAAGCACUACCAGCACCGCACGAUCAUUCCUCUCGAAGGCGGCCACGGCUCGACGCUCGGCGGCACGAUCGCGACGAUGGCGUCGGCGACGGCGGCGUGCCUCUUCUUGGCCUCGACCCCGGACCUCUUGGCGCUCGCGCGCGGCGGCGCCGACAAGGCAGCCGCCGAAGCUAUUGCUUGGACGCUCGGUACGGCUCUGGGCCUGAAGUACGUCGCGGCGAGGGCGUGAGCGCGCGCCGCCGACGACGCGCGCCCCGCGGGGACCAAGUCGCCCGCGUCGCGGCGCGCGUCGGAUUCCUCCCUCCACCUUUCUCCCGCCUACCCCGACGAAACUUGA
Pelagomonas calceolata is the source of this 1096-nucleotide messenger RNA. NCBI's taxonomy places the organism in Eukaryota, Pelagophyceae, Pelagomonadales, Pelagomonadaceae. The record is from the annotation of a GenBank genome assembly.